GCCGUACAACACAGACUGAGCCGCACAGGGACGCGUCACCAUGCCGACCGUCAAGAGCAAGAAGAAGAAGCCGAAGAAGGAGGUCAUCGACGGAGAGGAGCAGGGAGAAGUGGGUGUGGAGAUGGAGAUGGAGGAAGGGGUCAACAGGAGCCACUCUGAAAGCAGAGAGCCUUUGACCCCAGAGCCACCGGAUGCGGCACCACAGAAGAGGAAGAAAAAGAAGAAGGCGCCGACUAUCGACCAGGAAACAGAACACGCUGACGUGCCAAACGGUAACAUGGCUGAGCCGGCCUCUGACGGAGAGGAGACGACUGUAGCUGUGAGAAAGACCAAGAGGAAAAAGAAAGCUAAGGCGACGGAGCACUACAGCAACGACCUGGGAGCCGAAGACGACGACAUCAUCACAGACGCUCAGUCCCCCAUCCCCCAGCAUUCCUUGUUCUCCGCCCCCCACGGACACAGCCAGCCGGUCGGCAAAGUCUUCGUGGAGAGGAACAGGCGUUUCCAGGGAGACCGAGUGGAGCAGCUCCGACACUCAGAGCUGAUGGACGACUACAUGGACCCCAGACAGAUCUGGACCACCAGAGACGUCGCACUGAGGGUCCACAGUAGCUUCAGGGUGAUCGGUCUGUUCUCUCACGGGUUCCUGGCCGGCUACGCGGUGUGGAACAUCAUCGUCGUGUACGUGCUGGCGGGCGAACAGAUGACCACGCUGCCCAACCUGCUGCAGCAGUACCACCCGCUGGCUUACCCCGCCCAGUCCCUGCUCUACCUGCUGCUCGCCAUCAGCACCGUGUCUGCGUUCGACAGAGUGAACCUGGCCAAGGCCUCCAUGGCCCUGAGAGGCUUCCUCACCCUGGACCCCACUGUUCUGGCCUCUUUCUUGUAUUUUAUAGCCCUGAUCCUGUCGCUGAGUCAACAAAUGACCAGUGAUCGUAUCAACCUUUAUCCCACAGCCAACGAGACUCUGUGGCCUCCAGGUUCAGAGCAGCAGAUCCUGCGGCCGUGGAUUGUAGUGAACCUGGUGGUGGCGCUGUUGGUGGGCCUGGCCUGGGCCGUCGUCUCCUCACGGCCAGAUAUCGACUACACAGAAGAGUUUUUGAUGGCGAUGGAGGUGGAGGGAUACCCGAGAGGAGACGAGAACCUGGACGUCCCAGCCUGAACCCUGAGAACCUCUCUCUCUAUCUCUCUCUCUCUACCUCUCUCUCUCUCUCUCUCUCUUAAUCAAAAUCUGUUUUCUUGUUUG
Seriola dumerili (greater amberjack) is the source of this 1246-nucleotide messenger RNA. Its product is annotated as transmembrane protein 237A-like. The record is from RefSeq and is a predicted model, not a curated record. Gene Ontology annotation, cellular component: ciliary transition zone. NCBI's taxonomy places the organism in Eukaryota, Metazoa, Chordata, Actinopteri, Carangiformes, Carangidae. Gene Ontology annotation, biological process: cilium assembly. The transcript has 11 exons. The coding region runs from base 41 to 1162 and encodes 373 amino acids.